This is a messenger RNA of Dermatophagoides pteronyssinus (European house dust mite), 1338 nucleotides long. RefSeq names its product glycine receptor subunit alpha-2-like. The record is from RefSeq and is a predicted model, not a curated record. Gene Ontology annotation, biological process: monoatomic ion transmembrane transport. Gene Ontology annotation, molecular function: extracellular ligand-gated monoatomic ion channel activity; transmembrane signaling receptor activity. NCBI's taxonomy places the organism in Eukaryota, Metazoa, Arthropoda, Arachnida, Sarcoptiformes, Pyroglyphidae. Gene Ontology annotation, cellular component: membrane.
AUGAUGUAUCGAUUUAUAUUCAUUUUGAUCAUCAUUUUAUUCGGUACGAUUGAAUGCAUUAAAAAUGAUCAUUUAUUCAUACGAAAAACAGAUCCAUCUGUUUAUAAUCGUUGGUUACCACCGGAUAAUUAUCCAAUCACCGUUAAUAUCAGUGUUAUUUUAUUCGGUGUUGCACAGAUUUAUGAAUUGAAUAAUGAAUUUCAUUUAGAUUUAUUAUUACGAACAUCCUGGAUGGAUAAUCGUAUUGGCAUAUCGAAUUCAACAGAAACAUUUACAACAGAUUCGAACAAUCAAACAAUAAUAAUACAAGGUGGUGUAUGGCAUUUAAAUCGUAUAUGGUUACCACCAAUUUAUAUUGUCAAUACAAAACAACCAAAUAUAUUUAAUGAUCCGAAUGAACAUCCAGUAUUAGUACAAAUCCGACAAACAAAUGGAUUAAUAUUAUUAAGUAAACGAUUAACUAUUUAUGGUCAUCAUCAGCUUGAUUUUCGUCUUUAUCCAUUUGAUAUACAACAGAUUCGAUUUGAAAUUGAAACUAAUGAAUUAAAUAUUCAUGAUCUUCAAUUACAAUGGUCAUCAUCAAUUUAUUUUAAUGAAAAUUUUGAUUGGAAUGGUUUUGAAUUGAUUCGUUAUCGAUUAAUUGAAACAAAUACAACCUAUAUACAUACAGGUACAUAUUCACGAUUGAUUGCAAUAUUCUAUAUUCGUCGAAAAUUUACACAAUCAUUAUUGGAUGUUUUUAUACCGAUCGCUUUGUUUGUUAUUGUUAGUUGGGGUUCAUUUUGGAUUGAAAUUACAGCUGCACCUGCACGUAUUACAUUAGGUGUUACCAUAAUGCUUACAAUGGUUACAAUGGCACGUUCAGCAAGAGAAAAAUUACCCGAAAUUUCCUAUAUUCAUUCAUUAGAUAUAUGGAUUUUAUCCUGUAUAAUAUUUGUAUUUGCAAGUAUUGUUGAAUAUGUAUCUGUUAAUUAUAUUUAUCAUAUGAAAAAACGUUUUUUAGCUAAAAAACGUAAACAUUUUAAUAAUCUCAAUGAUAAUGAUAAUGGUAGUGAUGAUAAUACUUAUGAUGAUCAUAAAUCUUCAACAACUUUAUCAUCAGCAAAUGUUUCGAUUGUUAAUUUUAAGCAUCAUAAAGCUAAUAACAACAACAACAACAACAACAAUAUAAAAAACACAUUGAAAAAACGAAAGAUUUGGAGACGAAUAUCAAUCGAUAAUGGUGAAGAAUAUGCAUAUGAAAUUGAUCGUCGUUCAAGAAAAUUAUUUCCCAUUUGUUUCAUCAUUUUCAAUUUAAUCUAUUGGAUUACAUUGUAUACUUUAUCAAAAUUUGAACAA